CCGUUUCCUUUUCUCCUACCCGAAAAACGCUAUCGAUGGACAUGAAGUCCGUGAGUUUUUCAUUGAAUUUUAUAUGGAUCGGUCAAGACUAAUGCCCGUGUCCACUUUACGAUUGUGAUACCAACAGGACUUUGGAUCAUACAUUAUUUGUAAUUAAUUAUAUCGUGCCUGUAUUCAAUACACACUGUCUAUGUCAUAUAUAAAUGUAGAUAAUCGGUUAUCGUAUAAUAAGAUCCUAACUAGAAUCUGUGAGAGAUUUUGUCUAGACUUUAGAGAUGAUGAUGAUGCUGCUGCUGCUGAUGAUGAUGCUGAUGCUGCUGCUGCUGAUGCUGCUGCUGCUGUUGCUGAUGAUGAUGAUGAUGAUGAUGAUGAUGAUGAUGAUUAUACAUACCUUUGUGCAAUUAGUUUGUCGAUUAAAUUGUUAGCUGGCUCGGUGAGAUUACUCUUGAGUUUCAUUAUCGUGUGCUCCCAUCAUAAUUCGGUGCUUUCGGUAGUGAAUAAUAACGAUCUUGGCUCAACGAGUUCAUUUGAUCAUAUUUUCUCGCUUCUUUAUAUUGUGCUCCAUAUAUAUAAAAAAAAAAAGUAUAUGUAUAUAUAUAUAUAUACAUAUUAUGUGUGUGUAUAUAUAUAUAUAUAUAUAUGACGGGAACAUGAUAAUAAAAUACUGCCUAAUUGAUUCACUUUAAUGCAUGUGUACUAUCGAUCAACAGAUUGCGUACAUCUGUGUGUUUAUUGUGCGGCCGACGUUACAUCGUUGUUUGUACCUGUUUUCACAACUUGUGUCGACUAAUAUAUACCUUACUUUAACGUGAAAGUAUGCCGAUUCGAGGAAAAUACAAACUUUUGACAAUUAUUAUUCGCUUAUUCGAAUAUCAGAAAAGAAAAAGGUAAUAAUAAACGACGGACAAGAGUAAAAAACGAUAGAAAUAUGUAGGAAUGAUAAUCCUAUUGUAUUGGAACACAUGUAUGUAACAUCACACAUGCAAUUUUUGCAAAUUCAUUAAGUCAUGUUUUUGACUUGUGAUCACUAUAGUCAACAAAGGGAAAGAUAAAACAAAAUGAAGGAGAAAAAGAAAAAAUACAAAGAAGAAAUGAAUCGAAACUGUUAUUUUUAUCAAAGUACUCGAGCCGUCUUUUAUCCGAUGAAUGGAAAACAAAAACAAACAAAGGAUAAUGUAAAUUGAUAUCGUAAUAAUGCUAACGAUAAAAAAAAAUGAACUACGAUAACAUUAUUUAAAGUAAAAGAAAAAAGGAAUAUACAAGAAAAGAAUGAAAGAGAGAAAAACAAUGUAAUAAGUUUCAAAGUGCCAAUGUGAACGAUGAUGUGGAGACAUCAAAUAAUAAAUGUGUACGCGUUGUAUAUCUCGUAUGCGUAGGUAGCAAACAAGAGGAGUAGGAAGAGAAGGAGGAGAAGGAUAGAAAAAGAAGAAACAAAAAAGAAAAUAAAAGAUAACAAAUGGUUAGUUAAGCAAAAAGAAUCGCGCGCACCAGAUGACAGGGCCGAGUUCCUAUCACUGAAACAAUUUGCGUCAAACAAAUCACACAUCGCGCUAUUUACAGUGUUACGUACUUGAACAAUUCUUUCCGUCUAAUCGUAAUGCGAGCGUAUAAUAACCGACUCCAUCUUGAAUUUCUCGAAAAAAAGAAGGCGCUAUUGUAUAUUUAUAGAUGUUUUUGAAACGUGCGACAGACAAACAAAAAAUUUUUCUGCGUCGCGAUUUAUUAAAAAAAAAAAAAAAAAAAAAAAGAAAAAAAAACGUAAAAAAAAAAGUAAAAAAAAAAAAAAAAAGAAGAAGAAUAAGAUAUAAAAAAAAAGAGAAAACGUUACGUAUUUCUGGCAAAAGAGACAAUUUCUUGUUUUUUUUUUUCUUUUCUUUUUUUUUUUUAGAUCGUACUCCGCUAACUUGCGCUUUUAUCGAUCGAAAAAUGUCAAGGACGGUACGUUGGAAUAAGUAAAAUAAUGAAGAAAGGUUAAAAAAAGAAAAAAACGAAGAGAGAGAGAGAGAAAGAGAGAGAGAUAGAAAGAGAAAGAUAACCAGUGAAAUCCUGAAAUCCGCAAUUUCUUUGAUCUCAACAUUUGUCUAGCAUACAACGACUCGAUAAAAUAAUAUUUAAUGAAUAAAUCUUAAAUAUCGUAGUAUUACUAAGUGCGUUAAUCUUAUGGAGAUGAUAAGUAUCAAACAACAACAACAAAUUACCCUUUUAUUGACCCUUCGAAGGAACAUUGUAUAAAGUAACAAAAGACGUACUCUGUGUAUUAUUGCUGCAGGCAAAGCUAUUAUUAUUUUUAUUAUUAUUAUAAUUAAUUAUUAUUACUAUUAUGAUUACUAUUAAUAUUAUUAUUAUUAUUAUUAUUAUUAUUAUUAUUAUUAUUAUUAUUAUUAUUAUUAUUAUUAAUAUUAUUAUUAUUAAUAUUAUUAUUAUUUGUUCUCUUGCUACGUGUAAAUAUACAUUUAUACAUGCAUAUAUGUAUACAUAUACAUAUAUAAAUACGAAUGAAAAUUUUAGGAUUAAGAGGAUACACACUCCACGAAACACGAAAAAAAAUUACACUACGUGCGUAUAGGUAGAUAGUCCAUUAUACCAUUUAUUAUUAUAAUUAUUACCAUUACUACGAUUAAAUAUUAUUAACGAAGAAUACGAUAUCUAAAUGUUGCUAAAUAUAUCGCGGCGGAGCACGGUUAUGAGAGAAAAAGAGCGACCGAGAGAGAGAGAGAGAGAGAGCGAGAGAGAGAGUAGAAUAUACAUUAAGAUGAAAAAAUAAAAGUCGAAAACUUGUAUGUGUCGCGAGUGCGCGAACCUUAGGGGAUACGUAUGUGCGCGUGUGUUUCCCAUGUAUGUGUGUGUAUGAUCAUGAGCGAAAAUUUAAGCCAGAGAAAGCACGAGAGUAAAACACAAGGGGCCGUGUUUGGGGGCGGAAUGGAAUGGAUGAAUUUACAUGUACAGCUCUAAAAAAAGAAAAAAAAAAAAAAGAAAAAAAAAGGAAAAAAAGAAGAAGAAAAAAUAUCCUAAAAGUAAUCCACCCCCAGAGUCCCGUACCACCCCACCACCGGCCGCCCCUCAGUCAUAGCAAGUUAUGAACCGCGGGCCGGCAGGUCUGAGUAUAAUUUUUUGUACUGUGUAAAUGUAAGAACAUACGUUUGAAUAAGAAAAAUGUUUAUAUUAUGAAAGAUCUUGUCUUUUAUUGUUUAUAAACAUUUCUACUAUUUCUUUUCUAUGUACGAACGCAUUCUCAUAUGCACAUCGGUUAUAUGUCAGGAUGGUAUAAAAGAAAAUUAUGUCCAUUUGUUUUUAAAUCGAUUUUAAAUGAAACGAUAUUAUAUAAAUAUAUAUUUUCUUUUAUCGAUGUGAUUUAUUCGAUCUUUCAAAUUAUAAUAAGGAAUUAAUAAUAUUGGCCAAUUGACGAUUUUUGAACUGUUUUAAAUGGCUCCUCUUUCAGCAACAUUUUUCUGAUUACUUUCUAAAAGCUAUAUUUAGUUUAUAAAACCUAUUAGUUGAAAGUUGAAUUAACAAUUUAAUAUGAUAUUUUGCUGUUUCAGUUGAUCAGCUUAGCAAAUAUUCCGUCGGAAGAGGAUGUUGAACGAUGAAGAAGUAAAUCAAGUAUUUGAAACUUGAAAUGUUUGAAAUUUCAAAUCUCAAAAUGAUCGCUGAUUUUUUUUUUUUUUAGAUUGAUUCGUCGGUAUGCGUUUCUCAAUAGUGACUUUUCAGAGGGCACCACUGAUGUAUAGUAUAUUUAAAAACGUAUUAUUGCAAAAGAUGAAUAAUAUGACACAAACGAAACCUAUAGAAUCAUCGAUAAGAAAGAAACUAAAAGAAUCAUUCGAUCCGUAUUUCAUUGAUGUUAUCAAUGAAUCUUAUAUGCACAAUGUACCUAAGGGAUCAGAAACGCAUUUUAAAGUAGUAGUUGUUUCUGAACAGUUCGAUGAUAAACCUCUGAUUAUGCGUCAUCGUAUGGUACACGAUUUAUUAAAAGUUGAAUUACAUGACAUACACGCACUUUCCAUCGUAGCAAAGACACCUGAACAAUGGGAAAAAAGUAACAAAACAUUUACGCCCAGCCCUGCUUGCAGAGGAGGUUUCGGAAAAUGAUAUGUAUCAGUACAUAAAGAUUGUAUAUAAAUAUUGAUAUGAACGUUGAAAUAUACUGAAUAAAAUUUAAUAAAAUAAUUUAAUUGUUUAAAAACAGAUAAUUAAAAAUUAAAAUAUUUUAUUAAUGUCACAAGGAAAACGUGUCUAAUCUUAAUCUUCCUUCAUUCUCAGUUAGGUAGAGUAUAUCUGCCAUAGACUGUUCUGCAAUUGCUUCUUCCGCUUUAUCAUGCAUCUGUAAAGUGUAUACACAGGCACACACGCACACGCGCUUAUUACAAUUGGUAAUACAAUUUAAAUAUUGUAAACAUCGACAUAUUUAUUGUAAUAAUACUUACACCUCGGAAAGCAGUAUCGGUAGGAGGACACUUAAAAUUGGGUCCAAAAUUUACAGAAACAGUUGCACUUUUAUGUAUUGAGACAGUAGGAAAAUAUGCUCCUCUAUUGAUAUCUAUAAAAGCUUCACCUUGAUUGAUACCAUUUCUAUAAUAUACGAUUUUACUCCCUGGUAGAGAUUUUAAGGCUUUUAAUGCUUCCGGUACUUGAUCCUUCUCCUCGUAAUAAAGGUGACUCUUGAAUUUUACUAAAGGCUAAAUUACAGAUAUCUAUGAUUACUUGAAACGUACGUGAAAUGUAUUAAUCUAAAAUUAAUUAAUUAAUCUAUUAUUUACUCUAUCUUUAUAUGUAUUUGGAAUAUGUGACGCAUCAUAUGUAUCAGGUAAAGAUAUAAGAAAUCCUAAUGUAUCUCCUUCCCCAUAACCAUUGCUAUAAUGUUUUCCUCUACUUUCAUGAAAUCGUGUACCUUUCCUGUAAAAUAGAAUUAAAAACAAAUUUUAUUAUGGAAAAACAAAAAAAAAAAAAAAAAAAAAAAAAAAAAAAAAAAAAAAAAAAAAAAAAAAAGAA
Messenger RNA from Vespa velutina, 4989 nucleotides. Its product is annotated as bolA-like protein DDB_G0274169. Lineage: Eukaryota; Metazoa; Arthropoda; Insecta; Hymenoptera; Vespidae. The record is from RefSeq and is a predicted model, not a curated record. The coding region runs from base 3682 to 4089 and encodes 135 amino acids. Gene Ontology annotation, cellular component: mitochondrion. The transcript has 4 exons.